AUGGUGUUUUUGGAUUCACUCCGUAAACGAUUCUCCAGCACUCUCGAAUCUCACCAGAUCGACGAAGACUACACCGUGGCCGAGAACGAGACAGAAACAGAAACUCCUAUCGCCUCUGCCCUGUGUGUUGCAUCCGGAGUGGAUUACAUGGCCAUAGGACUAGAUCCACGCUUCGACCCCGACGAAGCUGUUCCGUCAUACGAGACAUCACAGAUGCUCCAUGACCGUCUGAAUAAUGCUAGUAAUAUUUCUAUUCUGAGAAACUCCUCCUUCGUAGCAGAUAUGGACUCAAUAGCGUAUCUAGACCGUCCCACUAAUGUAACGGCAAUGGCGUCAUCCACUUCGGCGGCAAAUCCUGCUUCUGCCACUUCCCGAAAGUCUGAGUUGAAACGAAAUUCGCUCAAACAGUUGGGGCUCAAGUUUCUCAAUGCACGUCAGCACUUUGCGCUUGCUAUCUCACGAGACGUGUCGUUAAUACCGCCUCUCAUCGGCCUCAUCCAGCUGUGGAAACGGGCCUUUGUUGAUAGCCACUACAUGGUAGACUCCAUCAACAGUGCAAACCUCAGCGAAACAAGCCAACACCUAAAGUCCAUAACAAGUGCCCGGCAGUCAGAACACUUUCUUACUGGCUUGUGGUGUCUUGUGGCUGCAUAUUUGUCGUAUUCUGUAUUAGACGGCUUGACUGUUCGCUGGAUCGUAACCUAUCUGACUUCUGCUGCAAUCGUGCGUGUCUUGUCAAUGUCUACAAUCAUCAUAGCCGUCGAACAGUACCUUGUAGCAACUUUUUCAGCCUACGGAUACAAGUACGGCUUACAUAUCUGGCUUCUUAUCAGUUGCUGCUUGACGUUUGGAUACAUAGUCCAGAACUUCGUGACUUCCAACUUGGAUUUAAAGAAAGGGGCGCAGAAAAGGGCGCGAUUCUUCGAUUUCUACAACAUCGUCGUGUUUGCUGUGGUACCUGUAGGUUUGGCCAGCUUUAUAACCAUGAUAGGUCUCUUGCGAUCGCUCUUAAUUCUCCGGAUCGAUAUAGACCAGACCUUCGGCGAAGCAUAAUGAUGAAUUCUUAAUAACAAUAGUACUAAUAUUGCGACAUCUCAACCGGAUUGGGAUUGCCGUUUACGACUCAAGUUCGACUAUGUCGUCCACCUAUAUAUAAAUCUAUACUUGUAUCAUUACAAAUCUCAUAUAUUU
Molecule: messenger RNA, 1191 nt
Organism: Scheffersomyces stipitis CBS 6054
Lineage: Eukaryota; Fungi; Ascomycota; Pichiomycetes; Serinales; Debaryomycetaceae
Exons: 3
Coding region: 1-1053 (350 amino acids)
Biological process (GO): cellular response to oxidative stress; protein N-linked glycosylation
Cellular component (GO): endoplasmic reticulum membrane
Source: RefSeq, a predicted model, not a curated record